Molecule: messenger RNA, 2538 nt
Organism: Mugil cephalus (flathead mullet)
Lineage: Eukaryota; Metazoa; Chordata; Actinopteri; Mugiliformes; Mugilidae
Gene: rab4a
Product: RAB4a, member RAS oncogene family
Exons: 8
Coding region: 177-818 (213 amino acids)
Biological process (GO): regulation of endocytosis; Rab protein signal transduction
Cellular component (GO): endosome
Molecular function (GO): GTPase activity; GTP binding
Source: RefSeq, a predicted model, not a curated record
GAUCACGGGCGACUCUUAUUUUGAAACAAACCACAUACGGGAAGUCGGAGGGGAAAAUCAGCUGGGAUCCGCGGAAAUCGUCCACAGGACUAUUUUCGUUUACUUAGCUAGCUCUCCAUCUGUUAACUUCUCUUUCUCCCUCCCUUCAUCCGUGCUGUCAAACCGCCACCCCGGUGAUGUCGGAGUCAUACGAUUUCCUGUUUAAAUUCCUGGUGAUUGGGAACGCUGGAACAGGCAAAUCCUGUCUGCUGCACCAGUUCAUAGAGAAGAAAUUUAAGGAUGAGUCCAACCACACGAUCGGAGUGGAGUUUGGCUCCAAGAUCAUCAGUGUGGUCAACAAAAUGGUCAAACUGCAGAUCUGGGACACGGCAGGACAAGAAAGGUUCAGGUCUGUGACGAGGAGUUACUACAGAGGAGCAGCAGGAGCCCUGCUGGUCUACGAUAUCACCAGUCGAGAGACAUACAACGCUCUGACCACAUGGUUGAGUGAUGCCAGGAUGCUGGCCAGUCAAAACAUUGUCAUCAUCCUGUGCGGGAACAAGAAGGACCUGGACGCUGACAGAGAGGUCACGUUCUUGGAGGCAUCUCGCUUCGCUCAGGAGAACGAGCUGAUGUUCCUGGAGACCAGCGCUCUAACAGGGGAGAACGUUGAAGAGGCUUUUGUCCAGUGUGCACGGAAAAUCCUCAACAAGAUAGAGUCAGGAGAGCUGGAUCCAGAGAGGAUGGGCUCAGGGAUCCAAUAUGGCGACGCUGCGUUACGACAGCUCCGUUCUCCUCGCCGUGCUCAGCCGCAGGGCACCCAAGAGUGCGGCUGCUAGUGUUCGGGUCCUUUAACAAAGACAGACAAGGCAGGUUUGUGAAGACCAGGAGGAGGAGAACAGCCAUGGGAGACCCACCGACGUUGGGUGCUGGUUGCGAUGCUGGUGACUCCUCCCUGACCUUUUUGAUCUUCGACCUUUGCACGGACCCUCCAGAACCUUCGUUGCCAUGGCUGCACCUGGAAAGACUUCCCAGCCACGCCCCCAACCCCACCCUCUCAGAACUCUGAAGCUCUCCAAGGUAACCAGAGACCGCCCACCCUCCAACAAUCUGCUCCUCUAUUGGACCAAGCUGUCCCCAGCCCUCCAACCAGGACGGGAGUUACUGACAUAGCCGCGUCUCCGACCUCUCUGCUUCACACGGCGAACUCAUUUCUAGCUUCUAGCCUUGUAGGAAUACUCUACAUGUUGCUUUACGUGUUUUAAAAAAAAAAGAAAAAAAAAUUAAUUAGUUGACUUUGUGUGGCUUGAAUUUCAGAGCGAACCACAUAAACCCUUAUUAUAGGCGAAGUUAACUUGUUCCGGUUUGAUACUUACUAACGUCCCCAAACACUUGAACUAUUCCUUUAAACACAUACUCACUUAAGACGCUCUCCUUCUAUCGUAGGUCUCUUUCUCCACCCACCUACUGUGACUACCCGUCUUAAACACGCCACUAACCAUCUUCUGACUACCUUAUAUGCUCGUCCCACUCUCUCCCAGUUAAGUGCUCCGUGGCGGUGCAGCCACCGGACCGCGCACUACGCUCUCACCCUCCUUUCUUGCAUCGUUUACACCCGCCGUCUCUCUCCCCCACAGCAUCUUGCAGACUGUACAGUGGUUCUGUAUAUAAAAACUGACGCAUGUUUUCUCGAACAGAAUAUCAGAGUAUUUCAUUUUGAAGAAAUAUUAUAUGUAUAUGAAAAUACUAGAUAUCAUAUUCAGCGUUUGUUUCAUGCUCCACUGUAUUAUUAUUAAUAUUAUUAUUGUUGUUGUUGUGUCGAGCUACAAUACACUGGCAACUUGUAAGCAGUAUAGAUCGGAAGUGCUCUUUGCAGGAGGUAUUAGUGUUUGUGAAAGGGUUGCGGAAGAAAAAGUGCUGGUUUGGCAGAUUUAAUAAAACUGCUUGAGUUUUCUCUGAGCAGACACUGGGCUUUCUGUCAGCUUACUGAAAUCCUUUGUGUGAACGCUAACGUGCCGUCUUUUAAUUCACCGUGGCACUUCAGCAUCACGUUAAAAAUGGUGGUGGAACACACAACAUUCUUUUAUCAAGGACUCCAUUCAUGACAAAUUGGUCGAUGCGUCUCACUUUUAAAUGUUGCCUGUUUACACGACCGAGUGCAGCCAGCUGUGGGGUCAAACUAACGGGAAGUGCUACGACGCUCUCUGACCUGUGCUGUAUCUAUGUUUUAAACUUUGGAACAGUGAGCGCGAGGGCGCGUGUUUUGCGUUGGUACAUUCAAGCAUUGCAGCAUGUCAUAGACAAUUUCAGUUGUUUUUAACCUUCAAAUUUAGACGCUGAAAUUAGGCACUCUUCAGACAGUAGUAAUAUUUCACGAGUGUUUGGCGUCUGACGGUGGCUUCAGCUGCUCCACGUUGUCUUGUGUUAAUGUCAUCAGGUCCUUGUUUAUAUUUCUGUAUGUCUGUUUUUCUCUCGACAUUCUGGAUAUCAUAGAUUUUUAAUUUAUUGUGUAUGAUAAAAGCAUAUGUUUUUAAAAUAAAAAAAACACUGCAAAUCCUG